Messenger RNA from Paramecium tetraurelia, 2493 nucleotides. RefSeq lists its product as uncharacterized. Gene Ontology annotation, biological process: mitotic DNA damage checkpoint signaling; protein phosphorylation. Gene Ontology annotation, cellular component: cytoplasm; nucleus. The record is from RefSeq and is a predicted model, not a curated record. Gene Ontology annotation, molecular function: protein serine/threonine kinase activity; ATP binding. Lineage: Eukaryota; Ciliophora; Oligohymenophorea; Peniculida; Parameciidae. The transcript is spliced from 6 exons.
AUGUUUGUUAAUCAAGUUAUUGAAUCCCCUGCAAAAGAAUUUCAACAAAGGCGUUUUAUACUUUUAAAAUAAAUAGGACAAGGGAUUGAGGGGGAAGUAUUUGAAGCAAAAGUUGAAAAUUAAUCAUUUUAUCAAACUAAUGUUGCCAUUAAAUUAUAUAAAGAAUUUAAAGAAAGAGAAGAACAAUUAAUUGAUUGGAUUCUUGAAUACUAAAAAAAAGAUGAUGGUAAAUAAUCGUUUCUUGUUAAAAUUUUUGAACGUAUAAUGUAUAAUAAUUAAACAUAUUUGGUUAUGGAAUUAGGAUAAUGUUCCUUAAAAUAAUUUCUGGAUUCGAAGACAUUAAAUUAUGACGAGAAAGUAGAUAUAUGUUUUCAAAUUUCAAAAUCAAUACAAUUUCUUCACAAUAAUCAUUAUCUUCAUAGAGAUAUCAAACCAGAAAAUUUUAUUAAGUUUUAAAAUUAAUUCAAGUUAACUGACUUUGGAUUGACUAAACAAUCUAAGACGAUCUAGUAAAGACUCGAUUCAAUUGUUGGCACUCCAUAAUAUCAAGCACCUGAAACCAAAACGGAAAAAUACUCUCAAGAAAUUGAUAUUUGGUCUCUUGGUUGCACAUUUUAUGAAAUAUUCUAGAAUGAGCCAUUUUUUAAAGGGAAAAACCAUAAAGAGAUAGAAAAAUAACAAAAACGUUUUAAAGAAAACAGAGAAAAGUAUUUAGAAGAAGUAAAUUUAGAUAAAAUUGAUAAUCAUUGGAAAAUUCUAAUCAUAAAAAUGCUUAAUAAACCAGAAAAUAGACCAAAUAUAAAAGAUGUUGUUGAUGAGAUUUAAAAUAUCUAUAAUUAACUUCCUUUCGGAAAAAAUAUCUUCAACUACUUAAAUAGAGAAGAUAAAUUUUAUACAAUAUAUGAGAAUUAAAAAGAAUAUACAUUAGUAGUUUAUGGGAUUGGUACAAUAAACUAAGAAUUUAUAAAUUGGUUGAGAAGCCACUAACAUGAUAACAAAAUAGACAUUCCAUUACAUACUAAUAUUUAAGUUAAUCAUAUUAUUGAUAAUAAAGGAUAUUUAGUUAUGGAAUCACUAUCAAUUGAAUUGUAAGAAUAUCUUUAUCAGAAGAACAAUUUAAGCUUAUAAGAAAAACUUUUAAUAAUAUUAGAUAUUUCUAAGUCCAUAUAGUAUCUUCAUUAAAAUAAUUAUUGUCACACAGAUAUUCAUUUGGAUUAAUAUUUUAAAGUUAAUAAUAAUUGGAAACUUGCCAAAUUUCAUUCAAUUUCAAAAUACUAACCUGAACAACAGCCAUAAACAGAUUUUCUUGAGUUGGAUGCAAAAUAAAAAGAUAAAUUCCGUUUAGGCUGCCUAUUUUAUUAAAUUCUUUAAGGAAGUGUGUUAUUUGGAAGUAGAUCCUUAUAGGCUAAUUAGAAAAGACAAAUUUAGUCGGACAUAAGUAAUUAUUUAAAUUAGAAAGAACAAAUCUUAAAUAAAAUCAAACAGAUUCAAUUUGAAUAAUUAAUUCUACCAAUGCUUUAAUCUAUUGAUGAAUCAAAUUCAAGCAUUGAUUUAAAUUAAGUUAUUAAAUUUAUUUAAGAUUACCUUAAUAACUAUCAAUAGCAAGUAAAUUCAAUUUUUGAUGCUCCAACAGGGUAGUUUCCAAAACGUUAUUUUGUUUUAAGUAAACUUAUAGGAGAUGGAGGAGAAGGAGCUGUUUAUUAAGCAAAAGCAGUAAAUGAAACAUUUUACUCAACAGAAGUUGCAUUGAAAAUUUAAUAAAAAAUGAAAGAUCAAGAACUCUAAUUUAUUGAUUAUUUGAUUGAUUACUAGAAAAAUAAGGAAUAAACUGCAUUUCAAAAAAGCAAUUUGAUUAGAGUCUAUGAAAGGUUUGAAUAUUAAAAGUAAUAAGUAUUGAUUAUGGAACUUGGAAUUAAAGAUAUGAAUUCUGUUUUAAAAACAAACAGAAUACCAUAAUAAUAAAAAGAAUAAAUUUGUUAAUAAAUUGCUUAAUCAAUUGCAUUUCUUCAUAAAUUAGGACUUAUUCAUAGAGAUAUUAAACCUGAAAACUUUAUAUAAGUCGGUUCCAUAUACAAAUUAAUUGAUUUUGGUUUAGUAAAACAUGGGGAAUAAAAUUUAAGAAAGACAAAAAUGGUAGGAUCCCCACAGUAUUAAGCACCAGAGAUAAUCAAUGGAUCAGAUGAUUAUACAGCUUCUGUUGACAUUUGGUCUUUAGGAUGUCUAUUCUUUGAGAUAUUCAAAUAAUCUCCUUUAUUUAAUGGUUCAUCUAUAAGGGAAAUAUAAUAAUCAAUUUUUAAUUAUUGCCAAAACUAACAAUAAGUACGAUUUGAAAUUCAAUAAUUACAAAUCAGAGAAGAAUUAAAAAAUUUACUUUCAUAAAUGAUUGAUCCAAUACCUCACAAAAGACCUAAUAUAGAUUCAGUUUAAAAAUAAUUAUAACUCAAAUUCCCAUAGUCAAUAAAUUUGGUUUAGAGCACUACUCCAUAUCAAUGA